GUUCUCCAAUGUUUGGGGACAUUAUCUAUUUUAUUUCUUGGGGUUUGUUUCCCCUGCUACUUUUUCUAGUCUCUUGCAAUUUCUUGAGGCACAAGCAAUGCUACAAAGACAAAAGAAAGGUGCCACCAGGGGAAAUGGGUCUUCCAUUCAUAGGGGAGACAAUGGAAUUCUUCAAUGCUCAUAGGAGAAACCAAUUGUUUGAAGUGUUUGUUCAUCCCAGGAUUCUGAAACAUGGGAACAUCUUCAAAACAAGGAUCAUGGGGUCUCCAACAGUGGUCGUGAAUGGAGCUGAGGCAAAUAAAUUCUUGUUGUCUAAUGAGUUCAAGUUGGUGAAAAGUUCUUGGCCUUCUUCCUCGGUUCAGCUCAUGGGAAGCGACUCAAUCAUGGAGAAAGAUGGUGAAAGGCACCGAUUCCUACGUGGUGUUAUUGGCACAAGUCUUGGUUAUGCUGGUCUUGAGCUACUAGUUCCAAAACUGUGCAAUUCUGUUAAGCUUCAUUUGGCUACAAAGUGGAAGGGCCAAGAAGAGAUUAGUCUUUACCGUUCAACAAAAGUCCUCAGUUUUAGCAUAGUGUUUGAGUGUUUGUUGGGGAUCAAAGUGGAGCCAGGUAUGCUAGAUAUCUUUGAGAAGGUAUUGGAAGGAGUGUUCUCUCCAGCAGUUAUGCUUCCAGGUUCUAAGUUUUGGAGAGCAAAGAAGGCCAGGGUGGAGAUAGAGAAGAUGUUGGUCAAAGUGGUGAAAGAGAAGAGAAGGGAAAUGGAAGGAAGCUUGCAAAGAGAACAAGAUGGAAUGCUGCUGUCAAAGUUGGUGUAUGGGAUGAUCCAAGGGGAGAUCAGUGAAAAAGAGGUCAUAGACAAUGUGGUGCUGCUGGUUUUUGCAGCUCAUGAUACUACUUCUUUUGCUGUUGCUAUGACAUUCAAGAUGUUGGCUCAGCACCCUGAUUGCUAUGGAAAACUUCUUCAAGAACAUGUUGCUAUAAUUAGCAACAAAAGAUGGGAUGAGAAUGUAACAUUGGAGGACAUAAAGAAGAUGAAGUAUACCUGGCAAGUUGCUAGAGAAAGCAUGAGAUUGUUCCCUCCUAUCUUUGGUUCUUUCAGGAAGGCUAUUACUGAUAUUGAAUAUGAAGGAUUCAUUAUACCAAGAGGAUGGAAGGUGCUAUGGACAACAUAUGGAACACAUUACAAUGAAGAUUAUUUUAAGGAUCCAAUGAGUUUCAACCCUGGUAGGUUUGAGGAGGGAAUACCCCAAUAUGCAUUUGUUCCAUUUGGAGGAGGACCAAGAGUGUGUGCAGGUUACCAAUUAGCUAAGUUAAAUAUCCUCAUUUUUGUGCAUUAUGUUGUGACCCAAUAUGAGUGGUUCUUACUCCAUCCAGAUGAGCCAAUUGCAAUGGAUCCCCUACCUUUCCCUUCCCUUGGAAUGCCCAUCAGAAUUUCUCCCAAGUCCACAUCAAAUGAAACAACCACAAAAUGA
Messenger RNA from Cajanus cajan (pigeon pea), 1466 nucleotides. RefSeq names its product cytochrome P450, family 718 (gene CYP718). Gene Ontology annotation, biological process: sterol metabolic process. Lineage: Eukaryota; Viridiplantae; Streptophyta; Magnoliopsida; Fabales; Fabaceae. Gene Ontology annotation, molecular function: monooxygenase activity; iron ion binding; heme binding. The record is from RefSeq and is a predicted model, not a curated record.